AUGAGUCGGACUGAGCCCCACAACUGGGAAGGUGGAGUCCCUGUAUUCCGGCCGUCGUACGAAGAAUUUAGGGACUUCCAGGGCUACAUGACCAGUAUCAACCAAUAUGGCAAACAAAGCGGGAUAGUGAAGGUUAUUCCGCCACAAGAAUGGCUCUCUCAACUUGAAAAGCCUUUGGGGGCGGAUACCUUGCAGAAAAUACGGAUAAGGUCGCCAAUACAACAGCAUUUUAACGGAUCCAAAGGCGUGUUUGUGGUUCAAAACGUCGAAAAGCCCAAGACUUACAAUAUAAUCCAGUGGAAGGAUCUCUCCUAUGAUUACAGGUUACCGGAAGGAGGUAGCGAUCCUUCGAAGGCAGCAGAUGAUGGUAGCGACACAGAAAGCGUUAGGAAAUCACCGUCACCUUCGAAGUCUUCCAAAAUCAAGCUGAGAAACCAUGAGUCUUUUUCGCGGGAGGACUACGAAAAGUUCUCCAAGUGCUAUAACCACGACAAUUUAACCGAGUUCCAGGAUCCUCAACGGCUAGAUUUUUUGGAAUCUUACUUUUGGAAGACGCUUGCGUUCACGCCUCCCAUGUAUGGUGCAGACACUUUAGGAUCGCUUUUUCAGGAUAAAGUGGAGGUUUGGAAUGUUUCCAAGCUACCGAGUUUGCUGGAUCACGUAAGUACAAAGGUGCCGGGUGUUAACGACUCCUACUUAUAUGCAGGGCUAUGGAAAGCUUCCUUUGCUUGGCAUUUGGAAGACCAGGACUUGUAUUCCAUCAACUAUAUUCACUUUGGUGCACCCAAACAAUGGUAUUCUAUACCGCAAAAAGACGCUGACAAAUUCUAUCGAUUUAUGCAAGAACAGUUUCCUGAACACGCAGCCAAAUGUGAUGAGUUCCUCAGACAUAAAACUUUUUUGAUCUCACCGAAAUUGCUUGAGAAAAAUGGGAUACGCUGCAACAAGAUUGUUCACCAUCAGAACGAGUUUGUGAUUACCUAUCCAUAUGGGUAUCAUGCCGGAUUUAAUUAUGGUUAUAACUUGGCGGAAUCAGUGAAUUUUGCUUUAGAGGAUUGGCUGGAAAUCGGCGCUAAGGCCAAAAAAUGUAUGUGCGUUGAAGAUGCCGUCGGGAUAGAUGUUGGGAAACUGAAGGAAGAUUAUUUGAGCGGCAAGCAGAAGAGAGGUAUAAGCGAUAUAAGGGAAGGGCCUCAAGACAUUCGAAAUUCUCCAAAAGACGCGAUAAAGAGGAUCAAAACUGAAUCACAGGGCUCUCCUCACGUCCAAUCAAGAAAUGCGAGCGGCAACGAAAAUGAAUUGAAAAGAGAAAAAUCUAAUAUCGAAGUGGUCUGCCCUACCCCUGGUCGGUCCUUGCCCUUCAACAGACUUUCCGAAAGGGAGGGUACGCGAAUGAAGGGAUUCAAUGAAUUGCUUCACCACAGCUCUUAUGAACUUCAAGCAAUGGAAGACAAUCAGCAGCAAAGUGCUAUUCGAUCAACCACGCCAAAUCCUGGCCAAUACUAUAGUGGUCUCAGCCAGUCAAUAAGCCGAAUAUCGUCCCCUUUACUUUCCCGCAUGAUGGACCUUUCAAACAUUGUUGAACCAACGUUGGAGGAUCCAACUCUCAAGUUCAAAAAAAAUACAUCACUUCAGCCUCCGAGCCAACAAACUUCCCAAACACCACAAAUUUUAGAUGACCAUGAUGACAACAUGUUGGCAUUGAGCCUUGCCUCGAUGGCAAGCGGUGCAUCUUCACCGCGAUACCCUUUGCCUCCCAUCCAACCCAGGCCAUAUUCGCCUGCGGUAGCUGGCGACACGAUGCUAUCCUCAGGUCCAAUGUACGAGCAAAACAACCCAUUUAGUUAUUACUCAACUUUCAAGAGUGCCGUCAAUUCUCCACUACCAAGCUCGCCUGGACUAUCAAACUUGCCUUUCAUCAAGCGACUCAAAAGCCCGAAUAGGGUUACACUCAACAUAUCGCGAGAAUCGUCACGAAGUCCUGUUUCAUUGAACACCGAAUUCAAGUCUCCGCUGUCCACGAAGGUCCCUAUAAAUGGUUCAAUGGCGAUGAACUCCAAUUUAAGUCAAGCUACUACAAUUGAAAGAUCUGCUCCUACGUCACCAGCAGAGUCCAAGUUUAUGAGGUCAGAGUCGCCUCAGAGACCUGUUGCGCAAUCAAAAAUUAGUUCGGAGGAGAUUGUGGUUAGUGAUAAAGGGAAAGUUUAUGUGUGUCAAGAAUGUAGGCGACAGUUUUCAUCUGGUCACCAUCUAACGAGACACAAGAAGUCAGUUCAUUCCGGUGAGAAGCCUCAUUCGUGUCCCAAAUGUGGGAAGAAAUUCAAAAGACGUGAUCAUGUUCUACAACAUCUGAACAAGAAGAUCCCCUGCUCAGUGGAAGGCGGUGCCAGUCCUCCCUCUAAAGUUGUUGCACACGAGGGCAUCACAGCCGAAAACAGCAAUGGGGAGCAUUACAUGGAUUCGCUGAACGGUACUGCUUUGAGAAAUGUUUAA
Lachancea dasiensis is the source of this 2490-nucleotide messenger RNA. NCBI's taxonomy places the organism in Eukaryota, Fungi, Ascomycota, Saccharomycetes, Saccharomycetales, Saccharomycetaceae. The record is from the annotation of a GenBank genome assembly.